UUCACCCAGACCAGCCACCUGAAGCGGCACAUGCUGCUGCACACCGACAUCAAGCCCUACAGCUGCCGCUUUUGCGGCCGGGGCUUCGCCUACCCCAGCGAGCUGAAGGCACACGAGGUGAAGCACGAGAGCGGGCGCUGUCAUGUGUGCGUGGAGUGUGGGCUGGACUUCUCCACGCUCACCCAGCUGAAGCGGCACCUGGCCACACACCAGGGCCCCACGCUCUACCAGUGCCUGGAGUGCAGCAAGUCCUUCCACUACCGCAGCCAGCUGCAGAACCACAUGCUGAAGCACCAGAACGUCCGGCCCUUCGUCUGCACCGAGUGUGGGAUGGAGUUCAGCCAGAUCCACCACCUCAAGCAGCACUCGCUCACGCACAAGGGUGUGAAGGAGUUCAAGUGCGAGGUGUGUGGGCGGGAGUUCACGCUCCAGGCCAACAUGAAGCGGCACAUGCUGAUCCACACCAGCGUCCGCCCCUACCAGUGCCACAUCUGCUUUAAGACUUUUGUGCAGAAGCAAACUCUCAAGACCCACAUGAUCGUGCACUCACCUGUGAAGCCAUUCAAGUGCAAGGUCUGUGGAAAGUCCUUCAACCGCAUGUACAACCUGCUGGGGCACAUGCACCUGCACGCCGGCAGCAAGCCCUUCAAGUGUCCCUACUGCUCCAGCAAGUUCAACCUGAAGGGCAACCUCAGCCGGCACAUGAAGGUCAAGCAUGGGGUGAUGGACAUCAGUCUGGACAGCCAAGAUGCCAUGAUGGAGCUGGCCGGGGCUGAGCACGCCGAGCUGGAUGGGCAGCAGGAGAUGGACGACUUCGAGGAGGAGAACUCUUAUGGCUACGGGGGGGUGGGUAAUCCCCAGGAUGAGCAUGCGCUGGCCGAGCAGGCCAUGAAGGAGAUGGCGUACUACAACAUGUUGUAGCUGAGGC
Acanthisitta chloris (rifleman) is the source of this 928-nucleotide messenger RNA. Its product is annotated as zinc finger protein 710. The annotation marks the transcript as partial. Gene Ontology annotation, molecular function: RNA polymerase II cis-regulatory region sequence-specific DNA binding; DNA-binding transcription factor activity. The record is from RefSeq and is a predicted model, not a curated record. NCBI's taxonomy places the organism in Eukaryota, Metazoa, Chordata, Aves, Passeriformes, Acanthisittidae. Gene Ontology annotation, biological process: regulation of transcription by RNA polymerase II. The transcript has 4 exons.